Messenger RNA from Anguilla rostrata (American eel), 6312 nucleotides. It is a transcript of the gene hpcal4, whose product is annotated as hippocalcin like 4. Gene Ontology annotation, molecular function: calcium ion binding. The transcript has 4 exons. The coding region runs from base 698 to 1273 and encodes 191 amino acids. The record is from RefSeq and is a predicted model, not a curated record. Lineage: Eukaryota; Metazoa; Chordata; Actinopteri; Anguilliformes; Anguillidae.
GGGCUGGGCGAUUCGCAGGGAAAGUUCAAUUUUCUGCGACGUUUCCUCCCCUGACAGGCUGAUAGAAUUGGCCCACCCUGGUCCCCAGAGCGAUGCCCUGCUGGCAGUAUUGGGCUUUUGUCGGGAGGGGGGUUAUGGGAGCCUUUUCUCUGUAUUGGUGGAUUGCCUUUUAGACUUCUUCCUCCAUGAGCAGUUUGUUUCUCCAGGCUUCUGAGGUCCCUGUGCUGUUUCUGAAAGCACAAACUUGCUGAAUCUGAAGAGAGAUGUCCAUGUUUACCCUCCUGUGAUCUUAGAAUGCUCAUAUCCCACUGAAGCAUAAAAAAUCAUUAACAGACCACUAGAAUGGAGCGAUGGUAGGGAUCUGAGGACUGGGGUCCUGGUUGACUGUACCCACUUGAGCCCCUCAGAUGUUUAUCAUCUUUUACCCUUUCCUUCACCAUGGUUGCAGUGACUAUAUUUGUUGCGAUGUGCAUAAAAUCAAGAUAUUAACUUCUGCAUGAUGCAAAGAAACUCGAGAGUACUUUAGAGAAAGUUUGAUUGUUUUCCAUUCUGAAAUAGUCUUUCAGAGCCAACGCAAGAGCCUUGUUCACCUGUCAUCAACCUGUCAGCACAUAACCUUUCUCAGCUCUCUUUGUGGCCUCAAUGCUCCCAGAGGUCAGGGAGGAAGAAAUAUUCUGGUUGCCAAGAGCGAAGAGCGAUGGGGAAACACAACAGCAAGCUCGCCCCCGAGGUCCUGGACGACCUGACCAAGAGCACGGAGUUCAACGAAGCCGAGCUGAAGCAGUGGUACAAGGGCUUCCUGAAGGACUGCCCCACGGGCAUCCUCAACCUGGAGGAGUUCCAGCAGCUGUACGUCAAGUUCUUCCCGUACGGCGACGCCUCCAAGUUUGCUCAGCACGCCUUCCGGACGUUCGACAAGAACGGGGACGGCACCAUCGACUUCCGGGAGUUCAUCUGCGCCCUGUCCAUCACCUCCCGCGGGAGCUUCGAGCAGAAGCUCAACUGGGCCUUCAACAUGUACGACCUGGACGGUGACGGGAAGAUCACGCGCAUGGAGAUGCUGGAGAUCAUCGAGGCAAUCUACAAGAUGGUGGGCACGGUGAUUAUGAUGCGAAUGAAUGAGGAUGGCCUGACCCCUCAGCAGCGUGUGGACAAGAUCUUCAGCAAGAUGGACAAAGACCACAACGACGAGAUCACACUGGAGGAGUUCAAGGAAGCAGCCAAGAGCGAUCCCUCCAUCGUCCUGCUACUCCAGUGCGACAUGCAGAAGUAGGGGUGCGAGGAACGGGUGGGGUGGGGGGUGGAGGUGAGGGAGAGGAAACUCCCUAGGAAGGAGAAAUGGAGGGAGGGAAAAGAGAUGGGAGAGAUGGAGAUAGAAAUAGAGGGAGGAGAGUGGACAACAGGAAAGGGGAAAUAUAGAGGGAAAGAGAGAGAGAAGGGGAGAGGAAGAUGUGUGUGUGUUGGGGGGUGGGGGGUGGGUGGAGGUGUAUUGGGGGUUGGAGGGGUCUUUUAACAUGGUACCUUUAAUCUAGCUGUCAGGUUGUGAAUAGAGCUAAAUCUGCAGGGUUUUAACUGUCUGGGCUAGACACCAAGUCUGACCACAUUAUAAAACCUAUUUUGAGCUUAUGAAUUAUUUAAAGAGGGCAUCAUUUUCCCAGGACACACGGCUCCUGUCAAAUGCGCUUACAUUUGAAUUAUCAGGUCCCCUUUUGUAUACAGUAUUUAGACAUUUGUGUAAAUGAAUCUGCUUCAAAUUCAUACGCCACAAUCUUUUGCUGCCAUAUCCAAUUGCAGUCAACAUUAAGGUGACAGUUGUCCUCAAAAUUCAUCAAGAAUAGUUUCAAAGACAAGAAAAAUGAAAUAGAAUUAAUGAAAAUGUGAGCAUUUUAUUCAGUAUAAAAAAUCUGAUUGGCUGCUGUAAAAUUUGUCCUUUUUUCUGAUGAGCAAUUCUUCUUUUUCUCUUGCUAUUUGUUUUCUUUGCUUACUGGUCCAAGCCCCUGACAAAUGUCAGACCAGCCUCUCGCUUCAGCAAUCUGACAGCUAGUGGAAAAACAUCAGUGCUAACUUUUCCUGAACAAAAAUCAAUUUGCGAGAGGAAUAGAUAAAAAUAACCGUGAAUGAUUUUUGUGAUCUCGGAAUUUCCGAAUGGUGUCCCACUGUGAAUGCUAAUAUUCUCAAUCCAAGCGCGCACACACACACACGCGUGCGCACACACGCACAUGCGCAAACACACUCUCUCUCUCUUACAUACACACUAUGAAAUACUUUGUUAUCAUGCAAUAAGAGCAGGAAAACAAAUUGCAAUACAAAUGGAAAAAUAAUAAUCCUGUAGUUGGCUGAAGUUCAAAAGAUAAAUAUGAAAGAAGCUUUAGAUACCGCAAGGCAUGUAGGCUAUACUGCAAGCAUAAUAGUGAAGGAUGUAUGCAAAAAGCAGUUUAAAAACAGAACCAGAUUCCCCCAUUAAAAGCGGGAACUGCAUUUACAAAUGAAGAGGUUGCCCUUUGUCAGAAUAUUCCUUCACUUGUCGGAGAAAACAAAACAGCAGUUACACUUUACUAAAGUAAAAAUGUACAUGGUAAUAACAGUAAAUAUGAAUAUAUGUAAAUGUUACACGUAAUUCACAUUGUUUUCAUAGAGCUGCAGAGCUGUAAUAGUCUGCGUAUGGACAUGUAUAAAUACACAGCCGUGAGCUGCGUGCGUGUGUGUGCUCGUGCACUGUCAGGUGAACUGAAAUGUCAUUAAGGGUCUUGUUAUAAUUGCUUGAGAUUCAAGUGUACAAAUCACAUACUGCUAUACAAAGUGCUGAAGAACAACAACUCUCGUAGCUUUUGCGGUCUCCCGUGCGGUGCGAUGUGUAUAUCAAACCGUUUCCAUUACGGGUUGUGUCGUCGCGUUGGUUUUCGAUGUCGUUUUACUUCUCAUUUUUCCAGUCAAAGAUGUCCUGUUGGCAUUCUUCUCCUGAGGCUUUUAGUAUUUAUGAUUGCAAUGGAUUUCAACAUCACGCUGCAUCUUUUUACUCAGUCGGUUGUCAACUGAAUACUUUUAAGGAAUAGCUUUGAUGUCUAAGCUAAUUAAACACAUUUUCUUUUUUUCUGAAAUGUAAAUGGGGCAUUUUAGGUUCGAUUAGGAAUUUAACGCCUUAUAGCUCACCUGCACAGAGAUCAAGAGUAAAUUCAGUUCUGUAUCGCUUCACUACUGAUUGAGCUUGAUGUUGUACUACCACCUAGUGGCAGAAAGCAGUAACUGGCUUUGUUCUACCUCCCAUGCCAGCUGUCAUCUGUUUCCAUUGAAAUGGAGGGCAAACCAGACUAGCUCCAGAACGGAGCAAAGAAUAUAUUUAUAGGAAAUCCCUACCUACCCACUCUCUUUUUUUGAGAAAAUGCUUUUAAGAUGGUUUCUUGAUCAUUUGAAGCAAGUAACACUUGAAAUUAUCUAGCAAGACAUUGCACAACAAAGAGAGCAGUGUUUGUGCUAGUGUUUACUUUCAGGAACUGUGCUGAUCUCAGUGAUUUAUGUUGACAGACACACUCAUACAGUACUCUGUGGUGCACACCACAGAUAUCUACAUGAUUUAUACAGCUAUGUACUUGGUUGAUGUUUAGUGAUUGCUAACCAGCAUGCUAAUAAUAAUAAUAAUAAUCAGAACCAUCAGCAUCAUCAUUUGUAGAGAACUUUCAAUUCAAAGAAGCAAGUACCCUCAAGUGCUUUACAGUGGAAUAACAAAGAACACAAACAUUUACAUCAGAAAUAUAUAAUUCUUAAAAAUACACCCAAAAUCACAUGUUGCUAAUAAUAUAUAAGAACAGAUUGCAUUAUUAAGUCUCUGUAUAUAUGAAACACUUCCAGAGAUAGCCAAAGGGAAGGUAUUUUCACGGGCAAUGUGUCUGUAGAGGCAACAACUACUUUGACUUGGUCUGUACAAAUCUCAGUUCAAGACACAAUGCUGACACGGGUCAAAUGGUCAAAGUAAUUCAAACAUUAUAUUUACAUUAUUUGUUUGCUUAAACUGAACAAUUACUAUUGACAUUCAGAUUAAGUACCUUACUCAAGGGUCUAACUGCUGUGUCUCACCUGGGGUUUGAACAUGCAGCCACCCCCAGCCCUUGCAUGGCCCUGUUGAAAGUAAGGGGAUGGGUACUCAGAAAACUACUACUGCUGCUGAAUUCACAUUAGAACUGCAGUGUUGCUAGAAAUAUAGUGCUUGUGUGAAUCAUUAUCACGGCAUCAAAAACUAACACAAUUUCAUGUGAAGCUGGGAGGAAAAACAGAAAAUCUAUCUAUCUAUCUAUCUAUCUAUCUAUCUAUCUAUCUUAUAUUACUAUCUAUCGUAUAUUACAUAUACUUGUAUUAUAUACAGUACAGGCCAAAAUGAUUAGGCCACAUGUGGUAAAAAAAACAAAAAACACUUUAGGUAUGGAAUAAUUCGGUAUGGAUUUUACCUUACAGGCCAGAGAUUUAAAAGAAAACUUAAGAUAGAUAUCUUUGUAUGUUAUUGUGGGUAGAAAUAGAAUAAAAAUAUUUGUACAUUGGUCCGCUAUUCAACAAAUGCACCUAAAUUUACUGAAUUCUUCACUAUCAAAGGUUUAAAAAAAAUAAAUAAACCACAGGUGGCCUAAUACUUUUUGCCUGUACUAUAUACAGUAUAUAUAUAUAUUUAUAUAUUAUUUUUUUACCAUCUCCCAAUUUUUCAUGUACUAUUGUGUACCACCAUAUUCUGUAGCUAUUAGUCAUAUUGAUCGUGUGUGUGUGUGUAUGUGUGUGUUUCUUAGAUAUUAUGUUUCUAAGAACCUAUUAAGAAUGAAAAUAGAAGGGAUUUUCUGCAAAAUUAAAAGAUGAUACUUGAAAGACGACACUUGGCAACUAUUAUGAACAAAACUCUUUUCAUCAAAGAUGCAUGCUGUUCUAAAGCUGUUAGUUGAAAAAGCAGAUCAUUUCUAAAUGUAGGCUACAUGCUGGUAUGACAACAUUAUUGAUAUGCUUCAGGGUUUGAAGUGUGAGGAUUUACUUUCUGAAAAUGGUUUCAUGAUUCCUUUGUGUGAAACGGUCACAAGCAAUACUGUUUCACACAAAGGGAAAUGUGUAGAAUACACUACAUACUAUAAUCUAUUUAAAUAUUAAUAUAACAGAUAUAAACUGAGCAUCAAGUUGUCCAAACAUAGAUGUUUGGCUUAGGCAACCUUUUUUUUCAAUCAAUUUUAUCACUUAAAUGUAAAAAUACAGCAGGAUCUCAAACUGUCAAUAAACACUUUCCCUUGUGUGCAGGUCCCACUUUUUCAACUGAAAAAUAGACCCAUCUCCCUCAUUUCUUUCACCCUGUGGUGGACAAACAAGGCUGCAAAUGUCUUAGAAAAUCAAUAGAAGAAGAUUCGACCUUGGUCUACACCUCUGGGACCAACAGGUCUCCCCUUAGUAAAUUCAGUCUAAUGCAUUUUCUGUGUGUUUUCCGUGGCCCCCACACAUUACAGAGGGUAGGUGUGUCCGCUUCUAGCCUGUAUCCGCUGACAGAAUAACUGGGCCAGGGUUUGGAAGAGCUGGGUAUAGACAAAAUGGUGGCUACAGCAUUCUUGGUCGUUGGUACCAUGAGUCCGGCUUAGCAUAAAUUGAACAAUUUAUAAUGAAGAUCAAUGUGCCAAAGACGUUAUGUUAUGGAGGGUUUAAAUUGCCACAAUAAACUUCUCCCAACAGAAAGGAAAUGUUUAUUAGAUAUGAUAAAACAGGAAAUCCCAAAUAAGAAACAUCGAUAUACUGUAUGUUAAAAUAUUCAGUAUAUAAUACUAAACCUAUUAUACAGUAUAAGCAAUCACAUGCAUAUAUGACAGGAUAUAUGUUAUGCUGUAUAUUUUACAGUAUAUCCUAUAAUAUGUGCAUAAUAUCACAUAUGAAAAUGGGGAUUAAUACAUGUACUUUACAUAAGUACAACAUAUGCUGUAUAUUUUAACAUUCAUAGCAUAUUCAAUACAUUUUAUUUAAUUAUUGUAAUAUAUAUUACAGAACCUUUUCAAGAGUGUACUAUUGGUGGCAAAGGGAACUGUCUACCCCCUGAAAAAUCAAUAUAUAUAAUUCUAUAUAUGAAUUCUAUAUAUAAUUAUUAAUCACUAAUAAUUAAAGUAAAAGGAGAGAAAACAUUUGUGCUCAAAGUUUGUGCAAUAUGAUCCUGUUUUGCAUUGUUUAUGUGCUGUGAAUGUCUAUUUUUAUGACUUACAAGGAUAACUACUUAUAGUUCAUUCGUUCAAUAUUGUACGGCUCUUAGAACAAAGAGAUGUGUAAUUAUUUUUAAUACAUAGAGAAUAAAACACAUGGAUGUCCAUCAAA